UGUUCUACUGGAGAGAUUUUAACUUCCUGUGCCAUGACAAAAACAGGUAAUGAGAGGAAAUAUUCAGGUUGUCACCAUGUUCAUCAGAACCAGUGUCCCUACUGGAAGAUUUCUCCUCUAUUACUGUUCUGGGGACGACCCAUAAUUUGGGAUUUACUUUCAACUGCAGGGGCGGACUGACAACUCAUGGGGCCCCUGGGCAAUAGGGGAUCAUGGGGCCCCUGUGUCCUUGCCCAAAUUCAAAAAAGCCUAUGAAAAAGGUACCAGGGGCAUCUCAUGGGGCCUCCUACUGACCCUGGGCCCUCGGGCAGUGCAUGAGUUUCCAAAUGGUCAGUCCGCCCCUGCU
This is a messenger RNA of Staurois parvus, 346 nucleotides long. The record is from the annotation of a GenBank genome assembly. NCBI's taxonomy places the organism in Eukaryota, Metazoa, Chordata, Amphibia, Anura, Ranidae.